AUGGCUUUAGCUCAAUCUUUAGCUUCAUUAUCAUUAGCAACAUCAGAAAAUAAUGACAAAGCAAUUCCAACCAAAACAUUAAUUUUCAAACCAAAAACUGCUAAAACUGCAACACCAAUUCCAAUUUUAGUAUUUGCAUUACAAUCAACUAAUACAUCAAGUUCCAUAAUUGCUAAAUCUGCAAAUGUAAAAGAACCAAGAUUAGCUAAAGAUGAUUUAGUUGAAGAAUUUUUCAAAGUCACUACCAAAGAAGUAUCAAUUGCAAAUUUAAAUAAAGACUUAGCGGGGAAGAUCAAGAUUUUAUUAGAUGAAAAUGUAUUAUCAGCUGCCUUCAAAAACGAAAUAUUGAAAUUAUCUACUGAAACUUCAUCUGUCUGCUUACCUGCUGAAAAAGUUGUUGAAUUUUUAAAAUCUACUGGAAUUGAAAUUAUAAACACAGAUUUCAAUGCUGAACCACAAGUUACCCCACAAUCAAAAACUUCAAAACCAACUACCUCCAAAGAUGAUGCAAAAAUCGAAGAUGCAAAAUUAAUUGGUAUCACCAUAGAUAAAGAAAAAGAUUUUUCCAACUGGUAUACUCAAGUAGUUGUUAAAGGUGAAUUAUUAGAUUAUUAUGAUGUUUCUGGUUGUUAUAUAUUAAGACCAAAUUCUUAUUCAGUUUGGGAAACUAUACAAGAUUGGUUCAAUAUUAAAAUUAAAGGAUUAGGUGUACAAAAUGCAUAUUUCCCAAUGUUUGUUUCUCAAAAAGUUUUGGAAAAGGAAAAAGAUCAUAUUGAAGGUUUUGCACCUGAAGUUGCAUGGGUUACAAGAGCCGGUAACUCAGAAUUAGAUGAACAUAUUGCUAUUAGACCAACUUCAGAAACUGUCAUGUAUCCAUACUAUGCCAAAUGGAUCAGAUCUCAUCGUGAUUUACCAUUAAAAUUGAAUCAAUGGAAUUCAGUUGUUAGAUGGGAAUUCAAACAUCCACAACCAUUUUUAAGAACAAGAGAAUUUUUGUGGCAAGAAGGUCAUACAGUUCAUUUAACAAGAGAAUCAGCAGCGGAAGAAGUUUUACAAAUUUUAGAUUUUUAUGCUGGUGUAUACGAAGAAUUAUUAGCAGUACCGGUUGUUAAGGGUAAAAAAACUGAAAAUGAAAAAUUCGCAGGUGGUGAUUAUACAACUACUGUUGAAGGUUUUAUUGCAUCUACCGGUAGAGGUAUUCAAGGUGGUACUUCACAUCAUUUAGGUCAAAAUUUCUCCAAAAUGUUUAAUAUAUCAGUUGAAAAUCCAAAUGGGUCCGAUGAACGUCUUUUCGCUUAUCAAAAUUCUUGGGGUUUAUCUACUAGAGUUAUUGGUGUUAUGGUAAUGACUCAUUCGGACAACAAAGGUUUAGUAUUACCACCAAGAGUUGCACAAACUCAAGCUGUCGUUAUUCCAGUUGGAAUAACUUCAAAAACUACAAAAGAACAAAGAGAAGCUAUAACAAAAGGUGCUGAAGAUAUUGAAUCCAAAUUGAAAAAAGCAGGUGUUAGAGCCGUUGGUGACUACAGAGAUUCAUAUAAUCCAGGUUGGAAAUUUGCUGAUUGGGAAUUAAAAGGUACACCAUUACGUGUUGAAUUUGGACCAAAAGAUUUAGAAUCAGAACAAAUAACAGUAGUAAGAAGAAAUGAUAAUAAGAAAUACACAGUUAAAUUAAAUGAAAUUGAAUCAACAAUUCCAAAAUUAUUAGAAGAUAUGCAAAAAGAUUUAUAUGAAAAAGCUAAAAAAGAUUUCGACGAUCAUAGAAUUUUAGUAGAAGAUUGGAAAGAUUUCGUACCAACUUUAAACAAGAAAAACGUUAUUUUAGCACCAUGGUGUGGUAAUGGAGAUUGUGAAGAUGAAAUUAAAGAUGCAUCAAGUAAAAAUGAUGAUGGAGAAGAUGGUGAUGUUGAUGAAAAAGCUCCUUCAAUGGGUGCUAAAUCUUUGUGUAUUCCAUUUGAACAACCUGAUUUAAAACCUGGUCAAAAAUGUGUAAGAUGUGAUAAUAAAGCUGUUAAUUAUUGUAUGUUUGGUAGAUCAUAUUAG
Messenger RNA from Lodderomyces jiufengensis, 2043 nucleotides. Its product is annotated as proline--tRNA ligase. Gene Ontology annotation, molecular function: ATP binding; aminoacyl-tRNA deacylase activity; proline-tRNA ligase activity. The transcript has a single exon. NCBI's taxonomy places the organism in Eukaryota, Fungi, Ascomycota, Pichiomycetes, Serinales, Debaryomycetaceae. The coding region runs from base 1 to 2043 and encodes 680 amino acids. The record is from RefSeq and is a predicted model, not a curated record. Gene Ontology annotation, cellular component: aminoacyl-tRNA synthetase multienzyme complex; cytoplasm. Gene Ontology annotation, biological process: prolyl-tRNA aminoacylation.